Molecule: messenger RNA, 1056 nt
Organism: Botrytis sinoallii
Lineage: Eukaryota; Fungi; Ascomycota; Leotiomycetes; Helotiales; Sclerotiniaceae
Exons: 3
Coding region: 118-888 (256 amino acids)
Biological process (GO): regulation of proteolysis; regulation of Ras protein signal transduction
Molecular function (GO): phospholipid binding; peptidase inhibitor activity
Source: RefSeq, a predicted model, not a curated record
GAAUGUCUAUAUAAAGAAGCAUAAUUUCAACGUUAAUUUCUUUCUGUUCAUUUAUCAAAACUAUCUUACAUUGCAAGCAGAAAAUCAAUUCCAACCAACUCAAUUCAUAUAGCUAAAAUGCAAUUACUUGCGUCCCUCACGCUUCUUCUACCAGCAUUCAUUGAGCUCAGCUCCGCUCUUGUUUUAUCCCCAGAAUCGUAUGAUUAUGAUAUUUCUGGAUCUGAUGGACUACGUACUGAGAAACUCAAGUCCUUGAAAGGAAUCAAGAAAACUCUUAAAAAAUCAUCCAUCAUCCCCGAUGUUCUAGAUCCUUUUAUCCCAACCUGUUACAUUCUUCCCUCUUAUUCCCCAUCUUCUUCCUCGUCUUCCUCAAAGAAAGUAAAAUUGGGCAAUAAACUCCGCCCCUCGCAGACUCAAUCCGCGCCCUCGAUCCAAGUUUUCUGUCCUGGGAAAUAUCAUGUUAAGGGUGGGUUGACUAUUAUCCUUACAGAUCCAGACGCACCUUCGAGAGAUGAUGAUAGCAUGUCUGAGAUGUGCCAUUGGAUUGCGAGGAUUCCUGAGGCUGUAGUUGGAAGGGAAGGGGUUAGUGGAGAGUGGAGUGGAAGGGAGUUGGAGGAGGUAGGGGUUGUCGAUUAUAAAGCACCAGCGCCACCAAAAGGAACAGGAAAACACAGAUAUGUAUUUGUGUUGCUAGAGGGUGAUAAUGUAGAUUUGAAGGAACCCGAGGAGAGGAAACAUUGGGGUUUCGAGAAACCAGGGAGUGGGAUUAGAGAAUGGGCAGAGAGAGAAAAUCUGACGGUUGUGGGAGCGAAUUUUCUUUAUGAAAAGUAUCAUAGGGAGGGAAAGGGGAAUAAUUUCAAUACUCAGGGGUGGUUUGAGCGGGUUUGAGAUGGGCUAGGGUUGUAUACAUAUUUGUUUGCAUCAUGGGAUUUCCUAUCAUUGGUUGGUAGGAUGGUAGCAAUUCUUCAGACCUUAAUUUCACAUCUGUAUUUCACAUCUGUAUAUUUCAUUACAACAAGAAGUUCACCGUUUGAAGAUGCACAAUUGAUAUCACGC